Adineta ricciae is the source of this 915-nucleotide messenger RNA. The record is from the annotation of a GenBank genome assembly. NCBI's taxonomy places the organism in Eukaryota, Metazoa, Rotifera, Eurotatoria, Adinetida, Adinetidae.
AUGAGUCUCAAUAUAUCUUCGAUAGAAGCUUCCAUACAAUUUAGUGAUUAUUACGUAGUUUGUUCAUUAGCUGCUGUUAUAUCACUCAUUGCAGUAUUCGUUUCAAUAUCUGUGCCAAUCUUGGUUUACCGAACAAAACCUCGUUUACACACUGUCAGACACUUGUUAAUAUGCAAUACAUGCGUCGCAUCAAUUCUCUACUGCAUUGUUCAAACUAUCAACUAUAUUUUUCUUAUCUUCUUACGAACAGAAACAAGUGACGUUGGGUGUCGAUGGCGUGGCUACUUUGCUUAUCUGACCAUUGCAGCUGUUGCCUAUUCAUAUCUCAUUCAAGCCAUUUCUCGCUUUUUCAUCUCUGUCCUUUCCGGUCAGUAUCGCUGGUUGACAACAUUCAAAACACAUUACAUUCUGAUUUUUCUCCAAUGGCUCACCAUCGUAAUCAUUCCACUACCUUCCAUCCUGACAAAUGACAUAUACUAUCGUCCGACUUCAUUCUGUUGGGUACCAUUGAAAAAGCUCAUUCAUGUCAUCUAUACCUAUUUCGCAUACUAUAUCCUACCAACAUUGACCAUCUGCAUGCUUUAUAUCAUUAUUUUCUAUCGAGUAAAGCAAGGAACAAAGCGCGCUGCGCUACUCAUAAGGAACAAUCAUCACGAGAAACGUGACCUUGAACUACUUCGUAAUAUAAUGAUACUUUUAUGUAUUUAUCUGCUAGGUGGCCUACCAAGUGUCCUUUUCGUGAUGACAACAAACAAAUGGAUCUAUUUGAUAAGCAUUGUGUCAAUGUCAUUGACAGUUGCAAUUGAAAAGAUCAGUAUGAUCAUGUUGGACCGUGAUAUUCGUCAAGUUACUAAAAGUUUAAUAUGUCGACGAACUAGGGUGAUGCCCUUUCAACUAGAAACGACUCGAAAAUAG